UCGGUGCGAGAGGAGGUGACCGUCCUGCGCUUUUACGCAUCGGCUCUGUGCGUAAAAGCGCCUGUGGAUGGACCCGGUUACGCCGCUCAGUCAGUCACCCCACUGUCUUUCACCCUCCACCGUCCCGUGAACUCCCCCUCGAGCCUCCGUGGACCUCCGGGACCAGCAUGGCUGCAGGAGUGGCGGCAUGGUUGCCGUUCGCGCGCGCAGCGGCCAUCGGCUGGAUGCCGGUCGCUCGCGCGCCCAUGCCACUGCCGCCGAAGAAACGGGCGCGUGGUGGCGACGGGCUGAUUCUGUUGAACGUGAGCGGCACGAGGUUUCAGACGUGGCGGGACACGCUGGAGCGGUAUCCGGACACCCUGCUGGGCAGCUCUGAGCGGGACUACUUCUUCCACGAGGACAGCAGCGAGUUCUUCUUCGACCGAGACCCGGAGAUCUUCCGCCACAUCCUGAACUUCUACCGCACCGGGAAACUGCACUUCCCACGCCAGGAGUGCAUCUGCGCCUACGACGAGGAGCUGGCGUUUUUCGGGAUCGUCCCGGAGAUCAUCGGGGACUGCUGCUACGAGGACUACAAGGACCGGCGGCGGGAGAACCAAGAGCGGAUCCAGGACGACCAAGAGAAUGAGCAAAGCGUCGAGCUCGUCUCCGCGGACGUGAGCGUCCGCGAGAGCAUGUGGCGGGCCUUCGAGAACCCGCACACGUCCACGCUGGCGCUGGUCUUCUACUACGUGACCGGCUUCUUCAUCGCCGUGUCGGUGCUGGCCAACGUGGCCGAGACGGUUCCGUGCGGCUCUGGGCAGAACCGGCUAGAGCAGACUUCGUGCGGGGAGCGUUACGCGCUGGCAUUCUUCUGCCUGGACACGGCGUGCGUGAUGAUCUUCACCGUAGAGUACCUGCUGCGCCUGCUGGCCGCGCCGAGCCGCUUCCGGUUCGCCAAGAGCGUCAUGAGCGUCAUCGACGUGGUGGCCAUCAUGCCGUACUACAUCGGCCUCGUCAUGACGGACAACGAGGACGUGAGCGGUGCCUUCGUCACGCUGCGCGUCUUCAGGGUCUUCCGGAUUUUCAAGUUCUCCAGACACUCUGCGGGGCUGCGCAUCCUGGGCUACACGCUGCGGAGCUGCGCGUCCGAGCUGGGCUUCCUCCUCUUCUCUCUCACCAUGGCCAUCAUCAUCUUCGCCACAGUCAUCUUCUACGCAGAGAAAGGCUGCAGCGGCAGCAAGUUCACCAGCAUCCCCGCCGCCUUCUGGUACACCAUCGUCACCAUGACAACGCUGGGGUAUGGAGACAUGGUCCCAAAGACCAUCAUGGGGAAGAUUUUCGGCUCCAUCUGCUCGCUGAGCGGCGUGCUGGUCAUCGCUCUGCCAGUGCCAGUCAUCGUGUCCAACUUCAGUCGGAUCUACCACCAGAACCAGAGAGCGGAGAAGAGGCGAGCACAGAAGGCGUCCAAAGAGGCGGGUCGGGCUCUGGUGACCAAGACCAACCCCAUCUUUGAGGUGCAGCAGCAUCACCUGCUGAGCUGUCUGGAGAACGCUACGAGGCACAACUUGACCAGUGAGAGAGUGCAUGAGGUGAGCUGCAGAGACAGAACCCUACUGAAGCACCUGUCCCGCUCUUCCUCCAUCUCCUCAUCUUCAUCGCCUCGUGGCUUUUCCUGCUGCCCCUGUAUGAAAAGAAAGAGCUUCGCCGUUCCAAACUCCAACAUGUGUGUCGGCCUGCAGGCCCGGAUCCAGGAGCUGAGCAGCAUCCAGCUGCGGGAGAGGCCCCCCACCAGUCGAUCCAGUCUCAACACCAAAUACCACGAGGAGCUUUCCCUGAACUGCGAGCAGCCAUAUCUUUCUGCUGCGGUCAUCAGCAAACCUCCGCCCACAAUCACAGCCGGAACGCCACCUGAGGGCUUGGCCAGCUUCUCUGACAGCCCUCAGAGCAACGCAGUCCGGGUGUCUGCCCUCUAGACAUGCCAGUGGAGUGGUUUCAAUGGAGCAGUGCACAUCGUGCACAUCAUCUGACCAUGUGUAGAACUCACAUCAUCUGCAUGGAGAAACAGGUUCUACGACUGAGGCGAGAAUUUCCCCCUCAUCUUUGGAGGAGAACCUGCCAUGACGAAGGACGAUCUGAUGUCAGACAUUAGACUAGAUUUAUGACCCUUUUCGGUCUCUUUUCAUACCGUUCCUGUUCACUAAUACCAAACCAGUUUGUCUACAGAACAGUCUGCACUCUGUUCAGAUCAACAUUCGUUUGUUAGUGGAGUCUGUUGAAAGAGUCUAUGUGGGCAGAGAUUGAUUCCUAGGCGACGUCUAUUCGGGAACUCCUUGUUUGGAUGGAGUCUUAUGUCAAGGCUUAAGGCAAGGAGUCUGAGCCAACCAUAAAUUCCUCAGUGAGCUGAUAGAUUACUCCUAUCUGUAAUCAGUAGUUACUUUCUGUGCACGUGAGCAGUAGAUACUUCUGCGACCUCCGUGGUUAGUUCACCCAGGAUGUCACUUUUGCGUAGAAACUGCAUGACAGACCUAGACACAGACUCUUAACAGCUCCUGCUUUGGGUUCUUAGCUGAAUAAAGCUGUGGAGCAGUUUUGAAAGAACUGUGUUGAUGCUUUCAGGUGGUGUGGGUGGGGAAUCUCAGAAAAAGCACUGAGGAUGACCACAGAGUUCCCAAUUACGACCAUUGCUCUCUGCUCUGACAUUUACCAAUGUCCCGGUUCCACCCAGCUGGUCCCGGUUCUGGUUUAGAUCCAAAGUCUAACUUGGAUUAUGUUGUGUUUCUGUAAAGCUAUUUUUAGGCCGGAUGCCCUUCCUGACACAGCCCUGUAUUUGAUCCAGGCUGGGGACCGGCACAGGGAGCACGAUCUGGGCCCCUCGUGGUUAUAUAGUAAGGCAGUAGGACGAAGGGUCUCCCAAGGACCCACACUGGAUGAAGCUCAUCACCCCCUCGGGAAUCGAACCCUGGUUUCUCAUGUGCUAUAAAUAUGAGUGCACUAUUUAUGCUACAAAUAUACUCUAAAUGUACUCUCUCUCUAUAUAUAGUAGCUUGUGUAUCUGCUGUGCCCAUCUGGAGUCUGAAUGGAGCUCAGGUUUGACUCUUCUGAACCGCAUCCAGAUCUCCAGUGACGACGGACCAAGCUGUCAACUUGGUCUGUAGGUAAACCUGAAGCUAAACAGUCAGAUUUGGGAUGAAAGUCUGAAUUUUUGGUGGCAGAGAGCAGAUCUGGAUUUAGAACUUCUUCCAUUGUAGAGGAUGUCUUUGCAAACCGCCAUGAUUUAGGUGAAGCUGUUGGAGGCUGAUUAAAGAAUGUAUUUAUUG
Molecule: messenger RNA, 3299 nt
Organism: Oryzias latipes (Japanese medaka)
Lineage: Eukaryota; Metazoa; Chordata; Actinopteri; Beloniformes; Adrianichthyidae
Product: A-type voltage-gated potassium channel KCND2
Biological process (GO): potassium ion transmembrane transport; protein homooligomerization; action potential
Cellular component (GO): dendritic spine; voltage-gated potassium channel complex; postsynaptic membrane
Molecular function (GO): protein binding; A-type (transient outward) potassium channel activity
Source: RefSeq, a predicted model, not a curated record